CCGCUUUAGUUGUUGUUGGUUUUGUUGUUUGUUGUUAUCUCUCAUUUGAAUUCUUUGAAAACAUGAGUGUACCUACAGAACUUUCCCUAGAAGCUGUGAAGAAAUUUAUGUUGGAAAAUGGAGGAAAAGUUACUAAUCACGACCUUGUGAAGCAUUUUAAACAAUUCCUCACGAAUCCUGUCAAUCGAGUGGAAGCCCGAGAACAUUUUAAAGAAAUAGUUAAUGUUGUAGCAACGAUUCGCACAGAAGAGGGAGAAAAGUUUCUUGUCCUUAAAAAGAAGUAUCGGGAACCAGAAAACUAUGAGUCAUCGCUCCUCCCUUCCUUCCCAACAUCACCUGUCCCUUCAGAAAGUUUGUCCCUUAAUCCAAACUAUGAGUCUGUUUGCUCGUUUUCCCCUCUACAAUAUAGUCACUUGGCUACUAGUAAUACAAGUUUAUAUACUUCUCCAUCACAACCCUACUCACAAUCUCCAGACCCCAUGUCACCUUCUCGUGCUCCACCACCAUAUAGAGCUCCCCCACCUCCAGUUGUAUCUCCAACUAGAGGACCUCCGCCAGCUCCUCACAUUUUGAUGCCUCCACCUCCUCCACCAUCGAACAAAGGUCGUCCUCCUCCAAUUACGGCCUUGCUCUCAGAAGAAGCUGCAACUGCGGAACUUGCCAGACAGUCUAGUAUUGACUCCAUUGAUGGGGCUGAUGACCCUUCCACUGCGCCACCUGUUCCACCACGGAGGAAAAGCAGUGUCAAGUCUCUCAAGAUGGAUAGCAACAAGGAGAACUGUUCAGAAAAUCUGUCAGACCCUAAGAAACGGCCUAAAAGUGAUGAUUUUGAUUCCAAAAGGAAUUCGCUUGCCGAGUCGGAGGCUGAGCACAAGAUCAGCGUGCGCGACGCUAUGCAGAAGUUCAACCGGCUGGCGUCCGAGAACGAGCUGCAACGAGCGCACCCCCCGUCCAGAAAGAAGCCUGACAAGCAGGCGGCCGGCGCCCGGACGGUGCCUGAGGACGACGCCGUGUCGGUGACGCUGCUCGACCCCAAGUCCCGCGAGUGGCUGGUCCGCGCGUCGCAGUGCGACUACCAGUCGCUGCACAAGCUGUCCGCCGAGAACCCCCGCCUGGCCACGUUCAAGGACCCCACCUCCACGGCGCUGCACUGGGCUGCGAAGCACGGCAAUGAGGACGUCAUCAAGCUGAUCGCGGGGACGCACCAGGCCGACGUCAACGUCCGCUCCGGCUACACUCCGCUGCACAUCGCCAUGCAGUUCGGCCACGAAGACAUCCACAACCUCCUGGUGCAAGUCUACAGCGCGGAUCCCAACGUGCGCGACUGGAGCGGGCGCAAGCCCCGGCAGUAUCAGAUGAACCAGGGCACGUCGGUGUCGGCGGACACGUUCCGCAAAAUAAAGGCAAAGAAGAAACAUGCAGAAAAGGAUUCAGGAUUUUUGAGGAUUGGUUCUUUGAAUGUGAGAGUGAAGAGGACAACUGAAGCAUUCAGCAACUUUCUUGGUGUUGGACAGCAAAACACAGAGAAAAUUCAUAAAAACUGGGGAUCUGCAGAUAAUGUACAGCAAGUACAGGGUGACAGAAGAAUGAUGCCCCCACCUCAAUUUGCUCCAAUCAAAAAGAGGAAGUCUAAACGAGCCCAAGAUUUUGCAACAUCUCACAGUACACCUAGUACCCCUUCUCAACCUAGAGCGAGUAUUAUGGAAAAUGAAAGAGACUCGGACUCAGAUACAGCUGCUGGGUUUGAUUCCAACUGGCAGAAUGUUCUUUAAUUUGGUAGCACCCAUCCAUCCUACAAAUAAUUUAUAUAUGUAACUUAUAUAAGAUAAAUAACAAAGAUCAAUUUGUAGUCUGUUAAAAGCUUAAAUUUUUUGUUAUGUGGAAAUAUUUUAGUACUGAUAUCUGAUCAAUUAAGCUAUAUGUGGGUAUGAAUUUCUUUCUCUUCUUCUGAACUUGUCAAUGUAUUAUUUUGUUGGUUUGAGGCAUGAGGCCAAGUAUAAGGACUUUUCUUAGCUCAAUGUGAUAUACCAUAAGUUUUCUGAUUCCUUUUUUUUUUUUACUCGUUCUUUACCACCACCUGCACCUACUCAGUGGUAGAAGAACGAGUAUUGAUCUCAGUGCGAUGUCACGCGUAACGCUAUUCAUGCUCGGAGUACAGAAUAUGUACACUUAUGAUACUUGUACCAUUCGAAACUGGGAAUGUUGUAGGCGUGACCAACAAUGGACCUUUUUUCAAGUUUGACACUACUUUUUUGAGAACUCUUAACAAAAUUCGCCGGUUUUCGUUCUAAGUCGAUAGACCCGUGCCGCACAACGAAUCUUCAUCUUGGAACACGAAGCGCAUACAGACAUGACAAUACUACAUUCGAAACUUCGUUUGCUAGUAUUACUGGAAGCAAUGAAGAUUGUUUUGGUCUAAUAGCAAAAUUUUGAGAACUCUUAACAGAUUUCACAAGUUUUCAGUCUAAGUCCCGUCUGCCGAUGUUGCUUCUGCUAUUAUGCCGCCAACUGUAGAUUCAUAUUCAUUUUGGUUUUCACGGAACGCGCAUCUUUUUGAAAGCGCCGACUUUUGCAACAAUGCUCUUGUCUUGUGACCUGAAGGGAAUACCGAGAAUAGCGCCUGUUUUAGCCUUCUUUUUAAUUUCGUUAUCAUCCAGUUUCAUAUGGUACAUGUUUAAUAAUAAUAUACAUUCUCAGAGAAACGUGACACAUGUUGACAGAACACUCGUUGAUUCUACAACCAUAUAGAUGUAAAGCAACUGAGCACUGAAAGGGUCUCUGUAAAGAACGAGUACCAGUAUUCACACAAAAUUAAUUUUGUGUUUUCUUUCCUCCUUGUUUUUUUUUUUU
This is a messenger RNA of Frankliniella occidentalis (western flower thrips), 2850 nucleotides long. It is a transcript of the gene sowah, whose product is annotated as ankyrin repeat domain-containing protein SOWAHB. Gene Ontology annotation, molecular function: protein binding. The record is from RefSeq and is a predicted model, not a curated record. NCBI's taxonomy places the organism in Eukaryota, Metazoa, Arthropoda, Insecta, Thysanoptera, Thripidae.